This is a messenger RNA of Balaenoptera acutorostrata (minke whale), 1908 nucleotides long. It is a transcript of the gene ASCC1, whose product is annotated as activating signal cointegrator 1 complex subunit 1. The transcript has 11 exons. Gene Ontology annotation, molecular function: RNA binding. The record is from RefSeq and is a predicted model, not a curated record. The coding region runs from base 146 to 1219 and encodes 357 amino acids. NCBI's taxonomy places the organism in Eukaryota, Metazoa, Chordata, Mammalia, Artiodactyla, Balaenopteridae. Gene Ontology annotation, biological process: DNA alkylation repair; regulation of DNA-templated transcription. Gene Ontology annotation, cellular component: nucleus.
CGGAGAGGCGCUGGGAACGCGUUCUCGAAGAGGCCUUCCGGGUCCUUCGUCUGCUGUGUCUACGGAGGUUUUCCUACCGCAGUGGAGCCACUUUCUCUUCGUUUGCUUUGACUAUUUCACAGGACUGUUGUUUGGAGAAAGUAUCAUGGAAGUUCUGCGUCCACAGCUUAUAAGAAUUGGUGGACGGGUUUACAGGAAGAAUCCCAUCCAAGAGCAGACUUAUCAACAUGAAGACGAAGAUGAUGACUGUUAUCAAGGUCUCGUGGAGUGUGCAGAAGAGUCCUGUGAAGCCUAUGAGGUGGUGCAGACCCCGCAAGGUUUCCGGUGUACUGUGAAGGCCCCCAGCCUGCUCUACAAGCAUAUAGUUGGAAAGAGAGGCGACACUAGGAAGAAACUAGAAGUGGAGACCAAAACUUCCAUAAGCAUUCCUAAGCCUGGACAAGAAGGAGAAAUUGUAAUCACUGGCCAGCAUCGAAGUGGUGUAAUUUCAGCCCGAACUCGGAUUGAUGUUCUUUUGCUCACUUUUAGAAGAAAGCAGCCCUUCACUCACUUUCUAGCCUUUUUCCUCAAUGAAGCUGAGGUUCAGGAGCAAUUUCUGAAGUUCCAGGAGGAAGUACUGGAGAAGUGCUCCAUGGAUCACGGGGUUGAUAGCAGCAUUUUCCAGAAUCCUAAAAAGCUUCACCUAACUAUUGGGAUGUUGGUGCUUUUGAGUGAGCAAGAGAUCCAGCAGACAUGUGAGAUGCUACAGCAGUGUAAAGAGGAAUUCAUUGAUGACAUUUCCGGGGGCAAACCCCUGGAAGUAGAGGUGGCAGGGAUAGAAUACAUGAAUGAUGAUCCUGGCAUGGUGGAUGUUCUUUACGCCAAAGUCCGUAUGAAAGAUGGCUCCAACAGGCUGCAGGAAUUGGUUGAUCGAGUACUGGAACGUUUUCAGGCAUCUGGACUAAUAGUGAAAGAGUGGAAUAGUGUGAAACUCCAUGCUACAGUCAUGAAUACUCUAUUCAGGAAAGACCCCAAUGCUGAAGGCAGGUACAACCUCUACACAACGGAUGGCAAAUAUAUCUUCAAGGAAAGAGAAUCAUUUGAUGGCCGAAACAUUUUGAAGCUAUUUGAGAACUUCUGCUUUGGUACCCUAAAGCUCAAUUCAAUUCACAUCUCUCAGAGGUUCACAGUAGACAGCUUUGGAAACUAUGCCUCCUGUGGACAAAUUGACUUCUCCUGAGGUGGAUCUUGGGAAACACUGGAAAUUAAACAUCCUCACAAAGUUGGUUGACUCCACGGAUGUGGAACCCAUGGAUGUGGAGGGCCGACUGAACCACAUUUUGUUCAUCCAGUCUUCCGUCGAUGGACACUUGGGUUCCUUCCACCUCUUGGCUAUUGUGAAUAAUGCCCUAUGAACAUGGGUAUACAAAUAUCUGAGACCCUGCUUUCAAUUCCUUUACUACUUAGAAUUUAAACUUUAGCAAAAUAACUGGUAAAGUUUUUACCUUUUACUUUGAUCUGUCCUUUUUCUUCUGAAGUUGGUAACUUUUAUAUUUCUUAGAUUCCUGUUCCUUCACCCUACCCUAACCCUCGCCUUCCCAUGCCACUGAUGGAGCUGCAGUAUUGUACCUCUUUUCUGUUUACUUCUCAGGGCAGCAGCAAUCAAAACAAUGGUGAUAUCAGCAGGACUAUGCAGAGUUCCCUGGGAGAGUGUCAGCCACAGGAGGCACUCACUCCUUCCUUGCUGCAGACCAGCAAAGGGAGGGAGCUCCCAGCACAGGUUUGCCCCACGCAUCAGUCCUGCCACACUCUCUGCUGGGGAGCUCCAGCCUCACUGUUUCCUCUCAUCUCUACCCCCUCACAGCCUUUCUCCCUCCAUGGCCUCUCUCUUUCCUUCAUUCCUUAGUCUUAAUCUUGAUUCUUACUUUC